This is a messenger RNA of Nomia melanderi (Alkali bee), 7097 nucleotides long. It is a transcript of the gene su(r), whose product is annotated as dihydropyrimidine dehydrogenase su(r). Gene Ontology annotation, biological process: thymine catabolic process; uracil catabolic process; 'de novo' pyrimidine nucleobase biosynthetic process. Lineage: Eukaryota; Metazoa; Arthropoda; Insecta; Hymenoptera; Halictidae. Gene Ontology annotation, cellular component: cytosol; cytoplasm. Gene Ontology annotation, molecular function: uracil binding; dihydropyrimidine dehydrogenase (NADP+) activity; NADP binding. The record is from RefSeq and is a predicted model, not a curated record.
GACGUUCCGGUUGAAGGUCGUCGAGUUUAAUUCAUAUUUUCAAGCGUGGCGCGUGUGCGUUAAUUCAAUUCUAAGUACGACGCGCGGAACGCAAUUUAUUUAAAUCAUCGGCAACGAGACCGAUACGCGCUGUUCUCGUUACGUUUAUCGGAAACGUACCAUCUAACAGUAUCACAGAUCCGUAUCGGCGAUAAGUUCUAUCAGGGAUGAACGAUAUUGACUUGGUUUCUUCGAAUGUAGUUCGUGCCUGAUAAAUUUCUUUCUUUCGUUUCACACGGACCGUUUACAAGAUCAUUACAGAGCGAUUACGAUGGAAAAAUUAAUAGAAACUUGGCGUGCGCGCGUGACAGAUGGAGGGGAUGCUAGUCGUCGCUUAUCCGCCCCCUCUCCGCGAGCCGCGUGACCCACACCACGCAAAAAUGACGCGCUUAUCGCGACGCUCGAUGUAAAAGUUCGUUCGUGUUAAUUACUCACACGAGCGGGGCGUUCUUAGUUUCUCCGCUCGGAACUAUACAGCCGAGGACGUCACUCGUCGUCCACGAUAGCUCGAAGCGAGUUGCUUCAGCCGUCACGCGCAGCGACUAUCCGAAAUAUCCGGAAUUGUUUACGAAUUCCUCGCGAUCGGACUUUCAACUACGUCGAUUUCGAUCUCGCCGAGGAAGAUAUGGCAGCGGCAACGGUGCUCAGCAAAGACGUGGCCGAUAUCGAGAACCUGCUGUCUCUGAAUCCAAAGAUCAAGCCGUACGCGAACUUGGUCCCCUCGGUGUACACAAAGGAGAACAAAAGGAAGUGGAAGAGGAACGUCAACGAGAAAUGCAGCAGAUGCCCGCCGCUGACGAAGAACUUCGACGACAUCAAGCAUACCACGCUGAGCGAGCGCGGCGCGCUGAAAGAAGCGGCGCGUUGCCUGAAAUGCACCGACGCGCCUUGCCAAAAGUCUUGUCCCACGCAGUUGGACGUCAAAUCCUUCAUCACCUCGAUAUCGAAUAAGAAUUACUAUGGCGCCGCGAAGGCGAUCCUCUCCGACAAUCCCCUGGGCCUGACGUGCGGCAUGGUCUGCCCGACCAGCGAUCUAUGCGUCGGCGGGUGCAACCUGCACGCGUCCGAGGAGGGGCCCAUUAACAUCGGCGGUCUCCAGCAGUUCGCCACGGACAUCUUCAAGCAGAUGCGCAUACCGCAGACGAGGAUCCCCGGGCAAACGGUUCCGCACGCGGACACGAAGAUCGCGCUGAUCGGCUGUGGCCCGGCCUCUCUGUCCUGCGCCACGUUCCUCGCGCGUUUAGGUUACAAUGACAUCACGAUCUUCGAGAAGCAGUCUUACAUCGGCGGGUUGAGUUCCUCGGAAAUCCCGCAGUACCGUCUGCCGUACGACGUCGUCAACUUCGAAGUCGAUUUAGCGAGAGACUUAGGCGUGAAGAUCGAACUAAGCAGAGCACUCUCGGAAAACGAUUUGAGUAUACAGGGUCUGCAAGAUGAAGGCUACAAAGCCAUCUUCCUGGGAAUCGGUCUGCCGGAAGCGAACACCAUCCCGAUUUUCGCGGAUCUCACCGAGGAAAUGGGAUUCUACACGUCGAAGAGCUUCCUGCCGAGAGUGGCGAAGGCCAGCAAGCCGGGAAUGUGCGCGUGCAAGAGCUCCCAGCUGCCUUCUCUCCACGGAACCGUCGUCGUCCUCGGGGCUGGCGACACGGCCUUCGAUUGCGCCACUUCCGCUCUGCGCUGCGGCGCCAAGAAGGUUUACGUCGUGUUCAGGAAAGGGUUCACGAAUAUCCGAGCGGUCCCUGAAGAGUUCGACUUGGCGAGAGUAGAGAAGUGCGAGUUCGUUCCCUUCCAAUCGCCGAAGCGAGUGAUCACUCGCAACGGGAGAAUAACUGCGAUAGAGCUCUGUCGAACGGAGGAGACGGAGAACGGCGACUGGCUGGAGGACGAGGAGCAAGUCUGCCGGCUGAAAGCGGAUUUCAUCGUGUCGGCUUUUGGGUCGGGGCUGCAAGAUCCUAGCGUGGUGAGAGCAAUGGCGCCCGUUAAGAUGAACAAAUGGAACUUACCGGAAGUGGACGCGGAGACUAUGAGCACGUCCGUGCCCGGCGUCUUCUGCGGCGGAGACCUGGCCGGCACCGCGCAGACCACCGUCGAGUCUGUCAACGAUGGCAAGACGGCGGCUUGGUAUCUUCACAAGUUCAUUCAGAAUGCUAACGGUCUGGAGGUGCCUGAGACUCCUCAGCUACCGAAAUUCCAUACUCCGAUCGACGACGUCGACCUGUCGGUCGAGAUGUGCGGGAUGAAGUUCGAAAAUCCUUUCGGCCUCGCCUCCGCGCCGCCUUGCACCUCGACCGCCAUGAUCAGACGAGCCUUCGAGGCAGGCUGGGGUUUCGUCGUCACGAAGACAUUCUCCCUGGAUAAGGACCUCGUCACGAACGUGUCGCCGAGGAUAAUUAAAGGCACCACUUCGAGGCAUCAUUACGGCCCCGAGCAAGGCAGUUUCCUGAAUAUCGAGCUGAUAUCCGAGAAAUCGGCGGCCUACUGGUGCCAGAGUAUCACGGAAUUGAAGAGAGACUUCCCGACGAAGAUCGUCAUAGCUAGCAUCAUGUGUACAUAUAACAAAGCGGAUUGGACGGAGCUCGCCCAAAUGGCUGAAGCAGCUGGGUCUGACGCCCUGGAAUUGAAUCUGUCGUGCCCACAUGGAAUGGGAGAGUCGGGGAUGGGACUAGCUUGCGGACAAGAUCCUGAAUUGGUGAGAAACAUUUCCAGGUGGCUGCGCGAAGCUGUUAAAAUACCGUUCUUCGUGAAAUUGACGCCGAACAUUACCGAUAUCGUCUCCAUCGCGAAAGCGGCCUACGAAGGCCAAGCCGACGGCGUGUCCGCGAUAAACACCGUGCAAGGCUUGAUGGGCUUAUACGCCGACGGGACACCCUGGCCAGCCGUUGGUAUCCAGAAAGCCACCACGUACGGGGGCAUGUCGGGAAACUCGACCAGACCUCAGGCACUGCGGGCAGUGUCCUCCAUCGCGAAGGUUCUCCCAGGGUUCCCGAUACUCGGGAUCGGCGGCAUCGAUUCCGCGGACGUGGCUCUUCAGUUUCUUCACUGCGGCGCAUCCGUUUUGCAGGUCUGCAGCGCCAUACAAAAUCAAGAUUUCACUUUAAUCGAUGACUACGUAACCGGCUUGAAGACACUGCUGUACUUAAAGAGCCUGAAACAGGUGAAGGAUUGGGACGGCCAGAGUCCGCCGACCUUUAAGCACCAAAAGGGAAAACCGGUUUCCCUGCAGCACGCUCUCGGCAAAAAUGUACCUUACUUCGGGGAGUAUCAAAGGCUGCGCGAGCAGAAGAUCGCCGAGAUUAAAGCGAACUCGGAUCCGCUCGAUCAGCCGGUGGCAGCUACGAGGCCUGUCCCGAAACCGGUCGCGCCCAUACCUUGUAUAAAAGACGUGAUCGGCAAAGCUUUGAGUCACAUCGGGACGUUUAAAGAGCUGGAUAACAAACGGCAAGUGGUAGCGCUGAUAGACGAUGAUAUGUGUAUAAAUUGUGGAAAGUGUUACAUGGCUUGCGCCGAUUCCGGCUACCAAGCGAUACACUUCGAUCCGGAUACUCACAUUCCAAAGGUGACCGACGACUGCACGGGUUGCACGCUUUGCCUGUCGGUAUGCCCCAUCAUCGAUUGCAUCACUAUGGUGCCCAAAACGAUACCUCACGUUAUAAAGCGGGGAAUCCCGCCGAAAAACGCGUUCGAACUUCCUGAUUUCAAUUGAAACAGACAAGCCUUCGGCGGGUUGUAGUUAGAUAUUUUAUUUUACAUAUUUUAUAACCUUCCCCGGAUCGGCUAAUCCUUUUCACGCGUACACUGUUGCUUUGAAUAACGUUCGAACGUUACAUCUACAUAAACGUAACGAUCGCAAUAAAUUACUGCUCGGAACCGACCGUUUAAGUUGUUAAAUACUGAUAAAGUUUGGAUUAUCGAACCACUGCACUUCCUUUGGUUUAUCGGUGUCCAAUUCAUAUUCCACGCAUUUUUUGCUGACGAUUUGACCUCUGAAAUUGAAAUUCCUUUAAGCGCACGCUCGAAGAAGUUGUGUUUGGAGGAGGGCGUUGUGGAAUUCGUUACCUUGAAUACUUUUUACAACCGAUGGUAGGAUAGUCCUGUUUGAAGCAUUGAGGACGUAAGACAUUGAAAUAAGUGGUGCCGAUGUCCGUAGCUAUGAUCGAUUUCGCGUUCUUCAAGCAGUCGAAUAAUUGCUGGUCGCAAUCGCAGUGCGAUCUGUUUGGCGUAAAGAUAUUAAGUAUAGCGGAGCUAACGUUGUUCUUUCGUGCAGAAAAAUUACCACGGAAUUUGAUUUGUCGUUACCUCGUGAAAGCUCCAUUAUUUUUAAGGCCGUACUUCGUGUCGCCCGCGUCAAUGGAGUCCCGACAGCCGUCAUGAUUCUUGCAACAGGUGUCCGUGCCCUCAAAGAAACCAACAUCUUUGCCAUUCGGAGAUAUAUCGCCGUCGCCGCACCAAUACGUUCCUAAAGGUGUAUUUGUAGAAAUAUUCGUAACUCGUAACAUAAUUACAUUGCCAAGAAGGAAAAACGAAAAUGACACAGAAGAAUUGAAUAACAGAAUAAUAAUAACGUGCGCUCGGUGUAGUAUGCAAAUCCUAACUGUUUAGCAAAUACAAUAAUCGUAACGUCACUCUGUUCAGUAGUGAUUAAAUAAAUUCAUAUGAAUUUUAUUAAGAAUUUGUUCGAUGUUUCAACCAUUUAAAUUUUCGUAUUUGGAAUACAGAGUUGCAAAGAAAUGAUUGAAUUAUUCGAAUAACAAGAGAUCAGUGCAGAGUUCUCUUUUCGUAAUUUAAGAGCUUGAUGUACAAAUUAAUUUUAAUUAGUCUUGAAUAUUUUAACUCUUAGCACUCCAGGUUGUUUUGUAAUCCAUCGGCAACUAAUUUUUAUAGUAUUCCUAGCGAAAAUGAGAAAUCCUAUAACAUUUCCUCGAUCUUUUAGUUUCCUUAGUACAAAAUUCGGAUGUGUGCGAAAUCUAAUAAUUUAGAGUAGUUUCUUUGAUUCAAAAUAUUUAAUAUUAUAACUGGUGCAAUAUUGGAGCCUACAGAGUUCAAAGGGUUAAAGAAUCCUCUGUAAAGGGUUGAACGGAGUUCGGUAUCGCCACGUACCUGGAAAUAUUGCUUUAAUCUGGACUUUGUACGGAUUAAAGACACUGGCGAUGCUACUGUUGCUCCUGCCGUUUUGAUUUUUGUAUAUAUUCCCCAAAAUUGGAAUAUUAGAGAUCGAUUCUGGGCCGAGCUUGUUUUUGAUCCCGAGAACAAAUCUCUCGAGAGGACUCACGUAAGUUGUCUUCGGCUGUUGCGAGUCGUCGCAUCCUCCGAAAUCGAGGAAAACGAGGAGCGAAAGUAGCGCAACAUACACGCGGACCCAAGACAUCAUUGCGCGCUAUGUACACGAUAUAUAAUUUCUUUAAUAAUUUGUACACAAAAGGAUAUUGCAGUGUAACUCCAGUUCGCGGACCUGUAUCCGUUUGAACGAUUUCGGUAGCACGUUCCCUUAAACGAGUUAGCAGCGACUGCAUAUCCUCGUACCGCUCCGCGAACUUUUAUUUGUCGGCACGGUGUAAAAUACGUAGAAUUAUUAACAUUCUUCACUUGUGCAAAUGGUCGACUAUACGCAGUAAAGUCAUCCGAGUUAUGUGAAGGAAUUGCAGAAAGUAGAAUCGACAGGUUUUAUUUGAGAAACAAUAAAUUAAUUGUGAGAAAUGACCGAACUACGCGAUAAAAUGUGAGUUAUGGCUCAACUUUAUUUUACAAAACAAUAACCUCGCCGUUGCAUGCAGAUAGUGAACGUAUAAUAUCGCAAUAAUCGUACGUAUACACAGUUUACAGUUCACGUUUAGCAUUAGCAAUACCAGGCAUUUAGAAUGGCUGGUUUGCAAUUUCUCGGUAGCGUUAUAAUGAACGAAUGAAUUAAUCAUUCUCGAUGGACUCAGGAUUAUUUCGUCGAGCCUUGCAGCUCCAGCGUCACAGCCUCUUCCGCGAUAGAUUCAUCUGUAUCCGAAGUAUGCUGAUCCUGCAUCGCACGACGUUUCUGAAGUCUCGUGCACCGCGGACAGUAAUGAUUUCGCUUCGACCAACAGACACGAUGAUGAACAGCCGCGCAUUGAUGGCAAAUUAUAGAAUUCGCAUCCCAUGGGUAUAUAAUUUCAUCAUUACCACACAAUUCGCACAGAUGGCCUCUAAAGAUAUAAUUGCACUUAAUGGUUUAAUUACGAAACGCAUUAUUAAUGGUAAUGGUAUUCUUAAACGUAACGAAAUUACCGUGCUUUGCACAACUGACAGUGUUCAGUGAUAUGAGCGUGCAUAGUAUCAUGCGCAGCGCGAACUUCUUCCAGAAGAGUGCCAUUGUUAAGAUCGAUGAGAUCUUUUAUGGAAUAAUUCCCCGAAUUCUCAAUCAUGUGAGUACGUAUACCAAUUUUCCAUGGCAGCCCCUCGAGGUUUGCGUCCGGACAUAGAACCAAGUAGCGCUUCAUCAUCUGCAUUUCCUCGCGUAAUUUCUAUUGACAAUUAAGUUUGUCACUUAUUUCUUGUUCUGUCGCUUUCUGCGCGUACAUAUACUUUUUACCUUUACUAAGGACAGGUCUGGAACUAAAGUGAAUAAUUUUGGGUUUAAUUCUUCCAGAGGUAAAACGGAGCGAUCUUCUAAAAGAGUUAAUAGCUGAGUCGCGGCGCGAGAUACUAAUCGCGGUUCCAUGUCCCAAUUUCUUAUUACUCUGGCAGGAAUUACCAUUGCAGUAUUCCAAUGGCAUCUCUGACAGUAAUACAGUCCACUAUAGUCGCAAAGUCGUGGUUCUAUCCACACUGAUUCUGAUUUACAAAUAAAAUAUUAUAACAUAUGUAGUGUUUCACAUUAUUGUUUGAUUAAUAAUAUAACUAAUUAAAUUCAACAAAGAAUAUCAAUAAAAAUUUGCUUCCACCUCUUGUGUGUUACCUGUACUCUUGAAUGGACUGCCAAAACAAGAUAAGGAUAAUCCUUUUGAGAAAGCUUGCAAUGGAAAUAUAGUUUAACUAUGCGAUAAGAGGAAUCUCUUUAUAUAUGAACAAGGUAAACAGUGAAUCAUUGUCAA